AGCUGGUUGUGUCACAGACGCAAACAAAGGAAAUGAAUGUGAGGAGCACUCCUGUUUACGGUGAACUCACACCUGAGAAAUCCUGCCAGAGUCUAUGGGCAACUGUUAUAUUCUGAAGGAAAAGGGAAUAUACAUAACCGUCUCAAAAUAACCUCAGUUCAUUCGUUUUAAGGAUUUCCCAACACUUUGGGGCAUCUGGCUGGCCUAUCAGAAUCAUGAGAAAACUGAUGCCCACCCUGAAGAUGACCUUGUUUGUGCUCCUGGGAAUUAGUUUCAUCUGGUGUCUCAGUUUUCCCUGUUUCAUCCUGUUUCAGAGCAAAGUUAACCAGAGGGCCCUCAGUGAAUGUGAUCUGAACAUACCGAGGCAGGAUAAAGUCUCUCCACCUCCUCCUUUGAAGGACUACAAAGACGAAUUUGUUGCACUCCAGAUUAAAAUGGAGGCUGAGAAAGAAAAAGGACGAAUGAGAGAAGACAUGAUCAAAGAGCUGCGUUCUCACAAACUUCUUCUGCAGCAAUACGUGGACAAACUGGAAGAACUCCUAAAGCUGCAGGCGCAGAAGCAGGAGCAUAAAGUUCAACUAGUCAAAUCUGAUGAGCUGUUAAAAGAGGAUGACAAUUGUCCACUUCCACCAAUGGAUGGAUAUCCAGACUGCAAGGACAAAUUAAUGUGGAUGAAGGACAUGUGGAAAGAUGACCCUUGUUACGCCAGUCAUGGGGUUAAUGGGACCCUUUGCUCCAUCUUUAUCUACCUCAGUGAGACAGAGUCGUGGUGUCCUCUACUCCCAGGUCGAGUGAAACAUGUCGCUCCGUUGGAAACCCCUGAGAUUGGCUCAGGACAUGCAGAGAUACGGGACAGUCUUUCUGGUCUAUAUCCGGCUCUGGAAAACAGAGCCCAGUACCAAUGGAUUUACCAAAGAAUUCGCAGUAUGGACGAGAUUUGGGUUGAGGCUGGACGCUCUCUUUCAGCCAAAUACAACGUGACAGGGCGGAAAGCUAAACAGAUCCUGCUGCAUCCCGGUGUGGUGACAGAUGAAUCUCAUCUUAAAAUAACCGAAACCGCUUUCAGCGGGGGCCCCCUUGGAGAACUGGUCCAGUGGAGUGACCUCAUUUCCACCCUUCACAUCCUGGGCCACCACCUUCACCUGUCUGCCUCUCUAUCUGACCUCAGAGAGUUUUUGAGGGUAAAAAGCAACUGCCCAGCUCGUCGUUCAAAGAUUGAAGCAGACUUGAUCUAUACAGACAUUAUCGGCUUUCAACAGAUAAAGAAAGCACUACAGGGUUCCUGGAUUCAAUACAAGUGUAUGUUCCGUGUGUUGGACUCUUUUGGCACUGAGCCAGACUUCAAUCAUGCAGCUUGGGCCCAAAAGCAAAACCUUAAGAGUCCUUUUGGCCUCCUCAGUCUGAUCCCAAUGCAGUUCUACACCAUGUUCCCCCACACACCAGACAACACAUUCCUGGGCUUUGUGGUGCAGCACCAGCUGAGUGAUAAUGAAGCUGAGCAGCUCAAGUCUAACAAAAGACAAAACCAGGCACUCGUGUACGGGAAGAGUGCUACAUUUUGGGAGGGGAAAGAGGCCUAUCUAGAUGUCAUCCACAAAUACAUGGAGAUCCAUGCAACGGUUGACAACGGCACUUGGAUUCCGAGCUACGUAAGGAACCACGGUAUUAUCAAAGGCAUCGAGGUUCAGACCCUGUUGAGACAGAGCAAGGUUUUUGUUGGACUGUCUUUCCCAUACGAAGGCCCCGCCGCAUUGGAGGCCUUAGCCAAUGGCUGUGCUUUCCUGAACCCCAGGUUAAACCCUCCACAGAGCAGCCUGAACUCCCAGUUCUUCAAGGGAAAGCCCAACAUCAGAGAGUUGACAUCCCAACAUCCUUAUGCCGAGGCCAUAGGAGAGCCCUAUGUGUGGUUGGUGGACAUGCACAACUCCACAGAUGUGGAAAGAGCUCUCACUGCCAUCCUCAAUCAGACUAUUGAGCCUUACCUUCCAUAUGAGUUUACCUGUGAAGGGAUGCUCCAGAGGGUCAACAUCCUGAUUGAAAAACAGGAUUUCUGCCACGGUCCAGGGAGCUGGCCUCCACUCAGUGCGCUCAAGAUUGUGGAAGCAAAGUUUGGCACUUCAUGUAAACAGGCUUGUCAGGAUGCAGGGCUCAUCUGUGAACCUGCAUUUUUCCCUCACAUCAACAAUGCCAAGAGCCUUUCCAACUACAGCGCCGAUUGUCAAGAAUCGGAGCAGUCUGACAGAAGUUUGGUGUUUCCAGCCUACUCAAACACUGCCAGCGGCAAACACUGUGUGUUCCAGUCUGAUCCCCUGCUCUUCAGCUGUGUGAGAUCACACAAGUCUUUGAUCCGUAUCUGCCCCUGUAGAGACUACAUCAAGGAUCAGAUAGCCUUAUGCAGGGCUUGUGUCUAACGGCUGGAUGGAAAACAAUAAACUCUCUAUGCACCUUGGAACCAAUCAAGGAUCAAAGGAAAGGAUUCACUUGUAUAUGGACCAUCCAAGAAGCUGACAGCAGGAAGUCUCAAGGCUUGAUUCUUGGCCUUUUUUUUUGUGAUGAGAUUGAGAUCACAAUUAUUUAUGUGGCUUUUGUCUGAGCGUCCAGACUCAGUAGUGGAUCAUUCCAAGUGCAUCUUGAAUAUAGCCAAGAGCGUGAAAGAGACUUGAAAUGUUAACACCGACAUCACAUGUUGCCUGGGAGGCAAGACCAGUUUCUUUUAGAAAGGCCGAUAGUUCUACAGACAAUUGCACAUUGUGUCCAAAAGUAUUUGACUGAAGACAAAGAGUGACUUUUUUCCCCAAAUCAAGGUUAAACACCAGUCAUGUUUGGUGUAUACGAGUUGAUGGGCAAAGGUGAUACAAUGUGGGUGAACUCCAGUGAAGCCUCUGAUCUAGACAUAAGAGUUAAGCCAGUUGGUGUUCAUUGGUUACUGAAAAAUCCUGGGUGUUUCACUGUCCUUGAAAAGCAAUAGACAAAGACACUGUGAUGACCUUGACGGGCACUCAAUAUGCAUUGUCUUGAUGUAACAGGACAAAUUUAAGCUUGAGAUGAUGAUCAUGCAAAGAUCUGAAAUUGAAUCCGAGCAGGUGGGAGAACAUGUGGAAAUGAGAAAUGCUUUUUUUUUUUUUUUAAAGUAUUGGUCUUUACUAGUCCCUUCAAAGAGCAUUCGUGCACUGAUAUGCAAAUUUCAUUCUAAACACAGUCUUCUGUACACAUGAUUGUUACCAAAGUAAUUCCUGCACAAUUUUCCUAUAAGGGAGAAGGCGCCAGAUUAUACUGUGUAUAUAAACAUGUGAAGCGUCAUUUACAAAGGAAUGGCUAAUUCAAAACCAUUACCUUGUGCGGUUGCUGUGAUUCAAAGCUUUUUCAUUCAUGUUAAGACACAAAUCAUCCAGACUUUUCAGGUGAAAACUGCUCGGCUUCAUCCGACAUGAACAUUUUGUUUUCCAGUGAAUCCUCCACAUGAAGGUUAUUGAUGUGUAUUCUUGAUGAUGAUUGGCUAUAAGGAAUGUUCUUAAUGGACACACUUCUUGCGGUACAUGAACACUUCUUUGCCUGCCAAUAAGAUGAGUGAAUUGAUACCACUCUUUUGGCUCUGUCUGUCAUGUAUCUACUGCCAGUAUCUGAGCACAAUGAAUGUGAACAAGGGAAACGGCUAGCAUGGUUUGUCCAAAGGACGUCAAAUCUACCAAUCAGAAAUGUUAGAGUCUCUCAUACAAUCACAUUUUCUAUCCAGAGAGAUGUGUUAAGUUGCCAUUUCUGGAUUUCAUGAGAACGUAUGUGCUUAAUUAUUACUUGGCUGGAGGUAGUAUUGCCACCACCAUGUUGCUGGCAACACACAGUUUACAGUUUUCUUUUUAAGCUAAGCUUACUAAGGCCAGAGGUCGUGUGCAAAUAACAUACACUUCUUUUAGAUACUGUGCUUCGUAUUCGUAUUUUUUUUCCACUUCUUCCCAAAUUGUGUUUUGCUUUUACCAAGUUCCAUCUUAGGAGCUUGUAUUGAUGAGAUUGCUGCUAAAAAGACAUUGUUUUUUGUCCACAGAUGAGUAUGGAAGAUAUCUUUGUCCUGGUUCUAUGUAUUACCUCAGUGAUGGUAAAGUCAUCCAUGACACGAAAAAAAAAAAAAAAAACAUGCCUGGAUGUGUUGUUGAUGAAGAAGCAGGAUAAAACUUUAUUAAUCAAUAAAACUUUGCUCUUUGACAAA
This is a messenger RNA of Labrus mixtus (cuckoo wrasse), 4201 nucleotides long. RefSeq names its product alpha-1,6-mannosylglycoprotein 6-beta-N-acetylglucosaminyltransferase A-like. The coding region runs from base 216 to 2411 and encodes 731 amino acids. Lineage: Eukaryota; Metazoa; Chordata; Actinopteri; Labriformes; Labridae. Gene Ontology annotation, molecular function: alpha-1,6-mannosylglycoprotein 6-beta-N-acetylglucosaminyltransferase activity. The transcript has 18 exons. The record is from RefSeq and is a predicted model, not a curated record. Gene Ontology annotation, cellular component: Golgi apparatus. Gene Ontology annotation, biological process: protein N-linked glycosylation.